AUGAUUAAUAAAGCGUUUUUCAACAGAUUACCGUUUGAGGUAUUCCGUCGGUAUGUAAGGACGAGUAAGAGUAUCCCUCAAAGAAACCGUAAGACAAAGAAGGCACUCCUGAUGGGAGGUUCGAUCACAUCAGCCGUAGCACUGUAUAAUUUUAACGACACAUUCCACGACUCCGUUAAACAUACAGCACUGACAAGUAAAAGGGUUGCCGUUGUCACACAGGCUACCACUCGUUGUUUUUAUCAUUAUAAGAGGGCUCUGAAUAAGACUUAUGAGAGUAAGAAGGAGCGAGAAGUGGCCUUGAACGACUGUCAUAAGAUGUGUGCUUUGAUCACGUUGCAAGCGCUACGAUCAAAUGGUGGGAUUUACAUUAAAUUGGGUCAGCACAUUGGUGCCAUGACGUAUCUGUUGCCUAAAGAAUGGACGGAUACCAUGAUACCAUUACAAGAUCACUGUCCUGAAUCAACUUUUGAAGAAAUUAAUCAAUUAUUUGAAGAAGAUUUGGGGACCAGUAUUGAAAAUAUGUUUUGGGAAUUCGACAAGACUCCGAUAGGUGUAGCAUCGUUGGCACAGGUUCAUGUAGCCAAGCUGAAAAGUAGCGAUGGUAAGGGUGCGAGUGUAGCUGUCAAGUGCCAACACCCGUCGUUGAAGGAGUUUAUACCAUUGGACGUUGUGUUGACGAGAACAGUGUUUGAAAUGUUGGAUGUUUUCUUCCCAGAUUACCCACUCACAUGGCUUGGUGAUGAGCUUCAAUCAUCGAUAUACGUGGAGUUGAAUUUCGACAAGGAAGCCGAAAAUGCAGAAAUGACACGUAAAUAUUUUAGUAAGUUCAAGAGACAAACUGCGUUGAAAAUACCCAAAGUCAUCGAAAGCCAUAAGAGAAUUUUGAUUAUGGAAUACGUUGAAGGUAAAAGGCUGGACGACUUGCAAUACAUCGACGGGCACGGAAUAUCCCGAAGCGAAGUAUCGAGCUGUCUUUCGCACAUUUUCAAUAACAUGAUCUUUACUCCGAAUGUGGGAAUUCAUUGCGACCCUCAUGGGGGGAAUUUAGCAAUACGAUCUGUAAAACCCGGUAAGGAUAAUGGAUACCAUAAUUUUGAGAUUAUAUUAUUUGAUCACGGACUGUAUAGGUACCCUAGCACCAGGACGAGGAGACUGUAUGCUAAGUUCUGGCUAUCGCUAUUAUUCGACAAGGACCAAGCAAAGAUGAAGAAAUAUGCCAAGGGAUUUGCCAACAUCACAGAUGAGCAGUUCCCACUCUUGGCGGCUGCUAUAACGGGGCGUAGUGUAGACGCAGCACUGAACUAUGACAUUUCCACGAGUCGAACACAAGAAGAGAUGGACGUCAUGGCGGACGGGCUCUUGGAGGGAACAUUGCUGAGCGACUUGAUGAGCAUUUUAUCCAGAAUCCCCAGCGUGGUGUUGCUGAUUUUGAAGACUAACGACCUGACCAGACAUCUUGACGAGUGUUUGCAAAACCCGCUGGGGCCGGAAAGAACGUUUUUGAUCAUGACGCAGUAUUGCGCCAAGACGGUUUAUGACGAAAAAGUCGAAAGGAUCGACUCGGAGUAUGGCAAAUGGUCCAUCAGUUGGAUGUGGGCGAAUUUCACGAACUGGAUAGUUUACGAGAGGCGUAUCAACCAGUUGUAUUUUUACGAUUUUGUUUUAUGGUGGAAAAAUAUUAUUCCGAAGGCAUGGUUAUCAUCUUGA
This is a messenger RNA of Saccharomyces eubayanus, 1710 nucleotides long. It is a transcript of the gene CQD2, whose product is annotated as Cqd2p. The coding region runs from base 1 to 1710 and encodes 569 amino acids. Lineage: Eukaryota; Fungi; Ascomycota; Saccharomycetes; Saccharomycetales; Saccharomycetaceae. The transcript has a single exon. The record is from RefSeq and is a predicted model, not a curated record. Gene Ontology annotation, biological process: mitochondrion organization; lipid homeostasis. Gene Ontology annotation, cellular component: mitochondrial inner membrane.